Molecule: messenger RNA, 1998 nt
Organism: Arthroderma uncinatum
Lineage: Eukaryota; Fungi; Ascomycota; Eurotiomycetes; Onygenales; Arthrodermataceae
Exons: 4
Coding region: 1-1998 (665 amino acids)
Biological process (GO): proteasome-mediated ubiquitin-dependent protein catabolic process; protein targeting to vacuole; protein catabolic process in the vacuole
Cellular component (GO): extrinsic component of membrane; GID complex
Source: RefSeq, a predicted model, not a curated record
AUGUCUGCGACUGGCGAGUUUGAUGGAGAUAUCGCAGAGAGUGCAAGGAUACAUCGACUCGACGAGCAGCGGGAGACGUCCCUGACAUCAGCCACGCCGCCGCCGUUGAGCUACUAUCUACAGCAGCUCGAGUCCUUCGCCAGCCCCGUCCCCGACCUGGCCGCCACCCUCAUGAGCAACCCGGAAGAUGAGAUCCAUACCGAGAACGUCAGCUUCCUCCGCAGCCGGCGGCGGACGUCGACAGAACUCUCGCCGUCUCGGGCUCGUACUCGCAGACGACAGCUAGGAGGAGGAGGAGCAGGAGCAGCAGGAGGCGGCGGUGGUAGCGGUGGUGGUGGUGGCGGCGCCGGGCUGGGGGAUUCAUCGCAUGAUUCCUUUGAUUUUGGUGUCGACCAGCACUUGCCCCGAUCGCAUCAGCAGUACUCGUCCGGACACAGCCAGCGGAUACCAAUCGUUCGCCGACGGGGGGCCAUGAAUAUGAAUCACGGACCGGCAUACGAAGGCCCGCCGCAGCAGUCGAACCGGAUAUACAGCUGGGCUCCGUCGCCGGACGAGGAAGGCCUCUUUACACGCAACGAUCCGCUGCAUCCCCGCGACGAGAUGUGGUUCGGUAGAUCUGCUCCGAGAGACGAAGACGAUUCAUUUUGGAGUCACUUGCCCAGAGAGCUGAGAGCGACGGUACCACCGGCCUCUGAAUCGUCGCCAGAGGAACAGGACGCAGGACGCGCGGUGGGGGUGCCUACGUUGCCGUUGGGACGAGAUAACCCGGCCUUGGUUACUGCUGCUCUCCUACAGUCCGUCAGACGCCAUCAUAGGUAUUCGCCGAGAGCGCGAGCCAUGCAGAAUCAUACACAGCAGGACGGUGAAAGGACCAGGCCGGAUGGCACCCGAGAUAGAACCAGCAAUCCGGUCUCAAAUAACGACGACUACGCCUCUGCCUCCGCCUCCGCAUCCGCCUCUACCUCAUUUUCAAAUCAUACAAGACGAUUAAGCCCCCGUUUACCACCACCUGCUCGAGUUGACACAUCAAGAAAUUCCGAUAUCCGGCGCAUGUACCUGAAAGAUCCCUCUGUUGACCGUCUAAAGGAAACCAUCCAAUACCUUGACCGCGUUCGUUUUUCAAGUUCAUACGAAGAGAGCCUCUCCACCGCAGCAGCCGGAGGGUUCGUACAAUUUGAAUACUUCCUCCGCAAUGAAGACGACUUCAUACUCAAUACAGGCUCGAUCGCAGGCCCCGGCCACUGCUCCUGGCUGAGUCCCGGCACCGUAUUCUCCGGCCAGCAGCAGGCGUCCGCCUCGACGGCAAUGCUACCGCAUCGACUCCUGGGGACCAGUAGGCCAACGGAGCCCGUUGCAGUUCCAGGAAUUGAGAAUCGGAUUAGUGUCUACACUAGUAGCGGUCGUAGUUAUUGGGCAACCAACGUCAUGGGAAACAAUAACGGCAACCCAGACCCUACUGAGCCUACAAAGACAGAGAGCUGGCCUGUCAAAGUAACGAUCCACCACGUCGACUAUAAUACCAUGACGCUAUCGGGGACCAUGGAAGCGUAUAACAUACCAGACAAGUCAGCAAACAACCAAGGUGCACACAUCAUUACCUUUUUAGAAGGCGAGAUUAUCGAUUUCAACACUCAUACGCUGGAAACGAAGAAUUUCAACGCUGGACCUGAAGUUGAUAGCUGCUAUUGGAGGGAGCUGGAGCCGUUUAAGAACCUGACGUAUGACGAGAUCGUGAAGAACCUCGUGAGCAAGAAAUGGGUUACGGAGAAGUUAUCCAAGGGAUGGAUAUUGAUGAGAUGGAAGGAGCGGUGUUUUGUCUCUCCCUCUCAUUCACGCCAGGGACUUACCAUAUCUGGCUUCUACUAUAUCUCGGUCCAUCGCGAAACUGGCCACAUCGAAGGGAUGUAUUACGAUCCCGGAAGCUCUCCUUACCAGCAACUCUCCCUAGACCCGAUACUGAAAGAUAAAAUGUCUCAUCUAUUGUUCAACCUCGAUUAG